AUGGAACCCAUGAAUUCCUCCACUGAUUCUGGUGGUUUAGAGACACUCUCCGACGUUGAAUCUCCCAAUAAUGAUCUAAACAUAUCAUUUCCCGACCAGCCGGACUAUGAGCCAACUCCGGCCACUGUUCCAUUGCUCCUACGGCGGUCCUAUCUCCAAUCGAAAUCAACAACCAUCCAUGAUGAUGAUGAGCUACGUAAAUUUCAAAUAAGCCUCAGGUGGUGCGCCCUUGAUCACUCGUCAUGUACAGGCAAGUUCAUCUCCUAUAUCACCUUCAUCAUUCUCACCGUUGUCGUCCCCCUUGUUAGCUCUCUCACCGUGAGAGUACCAGCAAGUACUACUCUGCCAACCGAUGACCUAAUUUCCUUCAAUAAGCUGGUGCAAUUGCCGGAAUCCGGCCUCGCCACUAUUGGUUUCUUUACACUUUCCUGUUUCUUCCGACGAUAUGGGCUUCGACAACUACUAUUCCUCGAUGAGGCACUUCAGGAUGAUUCUCUCUUUGUUCGACGCGGUUACAAAAAGGAGCUCGAUAGGGCCUUCCGGCACCUAGCAAUCAUCUUGCUGCCUUCAUUUUUCGUCGAACUUGCACAUAAAAUCAUAUUUUUCUCCACUGUAAAAGUAUCAAUACCGUAUGUAACUGCGUCUAUUCCGGCCAAUUCGAUCAUGUUUAUCGCGGUUUUAGCAUCAUGGGUGUACAGGACUGGUGUGUUCUUGUUGGUAUGUGUGCUUUUCAGACUUACCUGUGAGCUUCAGAUACUGAGAUUGGAAGGUCUUUACAAGCUCUUGGAGGGGAGUGGAUCAGAUGAUGGAGUUAUAUUCCGGGAGCAUAUGAGGAUAAGAAUGCAGUUAUCGGUUACCAGCCAUAGAUACCGAUAUUUUAUCAUUGGGUGCUUGGUUGCUAUCUCAGUUAGUCAAUUGGGAGCCUUGAUGCUGGUUUUGGAAUCAAAAUCAGAGAAGAGUUUCUUCAAUUCAGGAGAUGUUUUAGUGUGCUCAGUUGUUCAGAUAAGUGGUUUCUUCUUGUGCCUAUUGGGGGCUGCAAGAAUCACGCAUAGGGCUCAAGGGAUUGUAAGCAUUGCCACAAGAUGGCAUAUGCUGGUAACUUGUGCCUCUGCUAGCAGUUCAAACACAUUGAAAGACAUACUUCCAGUGGCCAACGGAAACCCACGACCAACGGCGUCAAAAUGCUCUAGUGAUUCGGAGUCUGAGGUUCAUAUCUCAAUCUCCUCACAGGACACAACAUCCUUCCAAACCAGGCAAGCUUUAGUAACAUAUUUGCAACACAACAAUGGGGGCAUCACAUUGUUCGGGUUUGCGCUUGAUCGUGGAUUGCUUCACACGCUCUUUGCUUUCGAAUUUUCACUAGUAUUAUGGAUCUUAAGUAAGGCGGUUGUUCUAUCUUGAUCGAUCAAAUAUAUUUACAGACCAGAUUCAACAUGGGAGAAAAGGAAGUAUUUCUUG
Molecule: messenger RNA, 1458 nt
Organism: Telopea speciosissima
Lineage: Eukaryota; Viridiplantae; Streptophyta; Magnoliopsida; Proteales; Proteaceae
Exons: 3
Coding region: 1-1401 (466 amino acids)
Source: RefSeq, a predicted model, not a curated record